Molecule: messenger RNA, 801 nt
Organism: Podospora anserina S mat+
Lineage: Eukaryota; Fungi; Ascomycota; Sordariomycetes; Sordariales; Podosporaceae
Exons: 3
Coding region: 1-801 (266 amino acids)
Molecular function (GO): arylformamidase activity
Source: RefSeq, a predicted model, not a curated record
AUGAACGCCCAAGGCAACGAAUCCUUCAUCAACCGCGGGAAUUUCGGACACAGGAUCUACCCCGCGGGGCCGUACUACGACGAGGUGUGGGAUUAUAACUCCCAGGUGAGCAGUCACUGGGAUAGUUUAAGGCAUUUUCCUUAUAUACAAGAGAGGAAGUUUUACAACGGGGUUGAGGAUGGGGAUAUUUUGGGGGAGGGGAACGGGACUAGGAAUAGCAUACAUGUCUGGUCGGAAAGGGGGAUCGUCGGACGGGGGGUGUUGGUUGAUUUUCACAGUUGGAGGCUGAAGCAGUUGGAAGGGAGAAAUCCGGAGGAGAGGUUCAAGAGGUUUGAUCCGUUUGUGGGGGAGACGAGUGGGAUUUUGCUGGAGGAUGUGAGGGCUGUGUUGAAGUGGCAGGGGACGAAGGUUAGGUUUGGGGAUAUUUUGAUUGUGAGGUCUGGGUGGACUGUCGGCUUCAACAACAAGACCCGCGAGGAGAUCCUGGCUCUGCAGCGUGCUGGUUCGAUCAGCGCUUCGGGUUUGGAACAGAGUCUUCCCAUGAUGAAGUUCCUCUGGGACAACUUUUCUGCUGUGGCGGGUGAUAUGCCGGGUGUGGAAGCUUAUCCGGCGAGGGCAAACUUCACCAUGCAUGAGGUGUUGCUCGCUGGUUGGGGGUGUCCGAUGGGCGAGUUGUUCGAUCUGGAGGCGCUUGCUGCAGAGGCCAAGAGGCAGAAGCGAUGGAGUUUCUUUUUGACGAGCGAGGUUAUCAACCUGCCCGGCGCUUUGGCUAGUCCGAUUAACGCGCUGGCUAUCUUCUGA